CAUUCCAAUUUCCAACUUUUGCAUUUUGCCGCUCUUUUCCUCAUACGAUUGGAAUCGGUGUUUGACUCUGCACGUGGAGUUCACGUGUUCUCCCACAUUCAACAUGUAUAUUAAAAAAAUUAUUAUUGAAGGAUUUAGAACUUACAGGAACAAAACUGUAUUGUGUCUAGAACCUGGGCUCAAUGUCAUAGUUGGAAGAAAUGGAUCUGGCAAAACUAACCUGCUGUGUGCCAUACAGUUUGUGUUAGCACAUGAAUUUCAUCAGCUUUCACCAUCAGAAAGGAAGAAUUUGUUGCACAUCUCUGCUGGAUUUCAUGCUACAUCUGCUUAUGUUGAAAUAAUUUUCAACAAUGAAGAUAAACGUUUACCUGAAGAGGGGGAUGAAGUGAGUUUAAGACGGGAAAUAACAUCAGCUAAAGAUGUUUUCUACGUAAAUGGACACAGUGUUACAAAAGAACAAGUCCUCAAUACUCUGCAAUCUGCUGGAUUGUCCAAAGCAAACCCAUACUAUAUCAUUAAACAAGGAACAAUAAAUGAUCUCGCUACAGCGACCGAUAAAAAGCGGUUAGAACUGAUCACUGAAGUAGCAGGGUCAUUGGUAUGGAAAGAGUUACAGCCUCAAAAUUAUUCACUUCUCAAAGAUGCUGAAGCCCAAAUGGCUCAAUUGGAAGAGUUUAUUGGUGAAACCGAAGAACAUAUGUCUGCUUUAGAGAAAGAUGAACAGCUCUAUCGAAGUUGGUCUGAAUCUAAUACCAAAAAGCGAGUCUUGGAAUGGCUGUUGGGCAAAAAAGAAAAAGAUCGUUUGCAAUCUAGAAUCACAGAUAUGAAGAAAAAAUUGGAUUUGGCUCAGGAUGAUCAAAAUUUGGUGAUCAAUGAAUUUAUGAAAUGUAAGGGUAAAGUGACAGAUGCUGAUAAGUGCAUUAAAGAUUAUCAAGCCAAUAUUCGUACUGCUGAGGGAAAACUUAAAUCUCUUAAGGAGGUUGGAGAAGACUUGGUGACUGAAAACAGCAAACUUGAACUUGAGCUGGCCGACAGGAAAAGUUUAAUAACUGACAAUACAGAAAGGCUCAAUGAAGACUUGCUGCAGGUUGAAGCCGAGAUUUCCUUACAUCAAAAUGAGCUUUCAAUGAUUUGCGAUGAUUAUAAUUCAGCGGUUCAAGAAGAACACGAAGUUAACGCAAGAUUGAUGCUGAGUGAGCAACGCCGUCAACAGUUGUUCGCGAAAUUGGGACGUGAGACGUUAUUUUCUACUAUAGAAGAAAGAAAUCAAUGGAUUAAAGAAGAGCAGAGUAAAAUUUCCACUUUGGUACUCCAAGGAGAAGAAAAGUUGCAUUAUAUAUCUGAGGGUAUGAAAAGGGAAGAAUCCAAAGCAAAAGAGUUGGAAAUAGUGAUCAAGCGACUCGAAGUUGAAAAGAUAACAUACCUGGAGUCACUAAAACAACUAAAUCAAGACAAACAAACAUUAUUAUUGGAGCAAAGAAGAUUGCAAAUGUCCCGCAGUGAAUUAUGGCGAAAAGAAAGUGAAGUGCGUGAACAGUGGCAGGAAUCCCAUGACAAGUCAGAGCAUCUCAAGUGCGAAUUUAUACGUCGGCAAAACCGAAUAUGCAAUCCAAUGCAUAUUGACUUCAUACUCGGCAAAAUGAGACAAGAAGGUCCACACACGCCUGCCUUCAAGAUGGCGUCUCAGUAUCGUGGGUUAGUCAUUGACCAUUUCACAUGCGAAGAGAUAUUGAUCAACGCUCUCGAUGCAGUGGGAGGAAACAAACUUUUCCAUAGUGUCGUCGACACUGCUGAUGCAGCUUCUGAGAUACUGAAAUGGAUUAACAGGGAACCUUACGAAAAUGGAAUCGGAUUACCGGGAACAUUUUGUUUCUACCCUCUGGAUAAAAUCAGACAUCCUAACAGAAUAACGGGAUAUGAUGAAAAUGAGGCUCUUCCUUUCAUGAGUAAGUUGCAUCUGGUCAACGAAUCAAUGAGGAUAGCUGUGGAGCAAGUUUUUGGAAAAAUUCUUCUUUGUAGGAGCUUUCCCAUAGCUCUGAAGGCAGCUAAAAUCCACUCAAUCAAUUGCGUCACAUUAGAAGGAGAUAAAGCAAGUUGGGAUGGAGUUCUUAAUGGUGGAUACCGCAACCCUGCUACCUCUCGCUCCAAGAUUUAUUUUGAUUUAAAAAAAACCGUGGAAGAAGAAAAGUUCAAAUUGUCUUGCUUGCACGAAGUUGAAAUGCAAAUUAAAGAGGUUGAUUUCAAAUGCAAUGAUAUUGUAAGCCAACUACAACGAGUGGAAAACAAAAUCAGCCAAACAAAAUUGGGCAUUCUGGAAGAAGAUCUGAUGAAGCAACGAGGUGCCCUACUUGGUACUAAGCAAGCGAUUGAGGGUAAGAAUGCGCUCAUCAGAAAGAUGCAGCUGUCUUUGGAAGCGAACCGUGCCCAGCUUCGAAUGUUAGAGGACGAGCUUCAGCAGGAAUUUGCUAGUGAACUCGGAUUGGAAGAGAGAGCAGAGGUUGAGUCACUACAUGAAGACAUACACAGUGCGAAAAAAAUGUAUCAAAACGUGAACGUUGGUCGAUUGGAGCUCGAGGGUAAGAAGAGUAUACUCGAGUCACGAUUGAAUGACCAUCUCAUGAGAAAGAAACAAGAUCUCGAGCAAGCCAUCCAUGAGAGAAGCGUCUGCGGUUUGGAUCGAACCGAAGCCAAUCAGCAGGCCAUAAGAGAUAUUGAAGCACAUCUGAAGAAACUUGAUUCGUCGUUAAAGAGAAACAAAGACGAAAUAAGUGCUAUUGAAAACAAAAUCACCGAACUGACGAAUUCUAUUGUAGCAGAAAGAAACAAGUUAGAUAAAUUCAGUAUUGACCUACAGAAACAAGAAAUUCUUUUGGAAAAGAGUCAAGCUGUCACUAACAAACUACAAGAAACUAUCAACCGUAAUAAAGCUGCCGAAGAGGUCAUCACUUCAACCAUGGUUACACUUGAAAAUGUUGAUUCAGAAAACCAAAAGAAAAUUGUCCACCACUACAGAGACUACAACGUUAAAAAUCUUGAAAAAGAAUUAACCUUGGUAAGCGACCAGCUUAAGCGCUUCAAAGGCGUCAACCAAAAAGCAACAGUGGAAUGUGCGUUCACGAAAGAAAAACUGGGGGAAUUAAACGAUCGAAUGAUUCGUUUGAGAAGUAGUCAUGCUAAGUGCAUUGAUUUGAUUACUUAUGUGAAGAGCCUGAAAAAUGAUGCGAUCCAGUAUUCUCUGAUGCAAGUAGCCAGGUCAUUCCGAAGUAUGUUUAAAACUUUGGUUCCUAGCCCGGGGAUAGGCUAUCUAAAAUGGACUUACGAUGACUGCGAUAGUGAAUCAGACAGCGAAGAAGAAGACGAGCCUCAGAUUCCUGAUGUUGACGUGAUCACCGGAAUUGCUUUCAAGGUGUCAUUCACCGGUACGUCCAUCGUUCAAAAUGUGAAUAGUCUUUCUGGCGGCCAGAGAUCAGUCCUCAGUUUGGCUCUAGUUUUUGCUUUCCUCAUGAUGGAUCGUGCACCGUUUUACCUUCUGGACGAGGCUGAUAUGGCACUGGAUAAAGCUUAUCGCUCAAAGGUGGCCUCCAUGGUUGAUAAAUUUUCCCAGCGGUCUCAGUUCGUCGCCAUCACGUUUCGUCCAGAGCUGUUGCCUUACGCAGACAACAUUAUAGGAGUGUCCUUUGAUGCCGCUACCCAGACUAGCCGCGCCGCAUCCAUUACGAAGGAAGAGGCCAACGAUUUCGUAAGCAGUCACGGAAGCGCAUCCAGCAACAUCAGCAGCAGUCGUUCACCUUUCAGCAGCGGCAGCAGCACAGGCAGCAGCAGAAUUGUCGAGCUACCCUGAGUCCCGUUCUACGUUUAUGGUUUUACCUCACUUACUUCUUUUAACUAGUUCUACAAAUAAUAUUUCCAGUUAAUGUCGAGCAACCUUUUUAAAACGCAUAACAGUUCAAAUGUCCCAUUUUAUAUUGUAAGAUUCGUCUUUUAUUAUUUUAAAUAUUCCGUUGGGGUAAAAUAAGUAUUUAUCAGAGAUAGAGUUUUGUACGACCCGUCGAAGCAAGUAGAUUUUUUUAAUUUUUACUACGCGAUUGUACAAUGGAUUUGUAAUACAUAUUUUUCUUCUAGUGCAGAAACGCGAACGUUCUCAACGUUCCGUUCUGCCGUUUUCUUGAA
Daphnia pulicaria is the source of this 4170-nucleotide messenger RNA. RefSeq names its product structural maintenance of chromosomes protein 3-like. Gene Ontology annotation, molecular function: double-stranded DNA binding; cohesin loader activity; ATP hydrolysis activity. Gene Ontology annotation, biological process: mitotic sister chromatid cohesion. The coding region runs from base 104 to 3841 and encodes 1245 amino acids. The record is from RefSeq and is a predicted model, not a curated record. The transcript is spliced from 23 exons. NCBI's taxonomy places the organism in Eukaryota, Metazoa, Arthropoda, Branchiopoda, Diplostraca, Daphniidae. Gene Ontology annotation, cellular component: chromosome.